AUGAUAUUUCUGCUCAAAAAUAGCUCCUUCAGUACCAUAUGGCUCCCAAUCUACACUCUAAACGACUCCUGUUACACCAGAUAUUUCUAUCGGGGGCUUUUGCUCGCCGAGCUUCUUUUAUCGAUUUUAGCGCUCAUCUACUCUGUAAUUUCUGGCUAUAUAAUUCUCACCACAAAAGCUUUUCACACCAAUUUCAACACGCUUUUGGCAAUAAUAGUUUUAAGUUGGAAGUUUUCGAUAAUUGGGAAAAUAUUUCUAAUUCCAUAUUCCACUGGCAUUUUCCAAAUUGAAACCGGAAAUCUGAAUAGUCAUUGGUGGACUGAUGACGUCACAGAAAUGAUUACAGUCUAUGGGUCAUUGCCUCGUGGUAUUUUGGUUGGCGGAGUUGCCACGUGGUAUUAUAUGAUUCUUAUGUCAACUUGUUUAUUUAUACUGUCAUUGGAGCGCACUUUCGCAUCGAUUUUUAUCAAAAACUAUGAGAAUACUCGGAGGCUUUAUCUACUAUUUCUAAUUAUUUUGUUUCAACAAUUUAUGGUCCUGAGCAUUGUCUACCUGCUCACAUAUAACUUGAUGAAAUUCAUAAAUGUUCUCAUAUUCCUAAUUGCUAUGAAUUUCCUCCCGAUGCUCAUUUUUCUUGGAAAUCGGUGGUUUAACUUGAAAAUUGUCAACGAGUUUUUGGAGAGACCCGAGGAGGCUGUGAGGAAUUACACGUUGCCUGUUAGGUUUCAGGCAAAGGAGAAUUUGAGGGUUUUUAAUCUAACCGUCCGAGUAACUGUUGUGGGCUUCAUCGCAAUAUUAUUCGCUUUGUUAUGUAUUAUUACACUAACUUUGGAGUGGGUUCCGUCUUUGGACACUUUCCUGAUUUAUUGCUUCGAAAAUAUUGUUCAUUUAAACCCCCUAGUCAUCUGCCCGGUGCUCAUUCUCUCUGUGAGCACUUGGAGCAAGUCCCUGCUCUCCACCCGGCUUCCAUUGCUCCACAAGCUAACAAGAAUCGCCCUUCAACAGCCACAAUUAACCAAAAAUGCUCCUACUCAACAGCAGGAGACCGAUACGUAUUUCUCACAGCUGCAAAACGUCUGGGAGCAGAAGCCUAUUGUUUCUUGA
This is a messenger RNA of Caenorhabditis elegans, 1104 nucleotides long. RefSeq names its product Serpentine Receptor, class E (Epsilon) (gene sre-53). The coding region runs from base 1 to 1104 and encodes 367 amino acids. The record is from RefSeq and is marked reviewed. Gene Ontology annotation, biological process: sensory perception of chemical stimulus. Gene Ontology annotation, cellular component: membrane. Lineage: Eukaryota; Metazoa; Nematoda; Chromadorea; Rhabditida; Rhabditidae. The transcript is spliced from 3 exons.